UUCAUGGAAAGUUGGGCGACCCUGGCGCUGACAAACAAUUUGCACAGUGUACAGCGAACGGAAUGCCGCCGAUGGUGGUGCGCUGUAGCACGCUCCAGCCCGGAACCUUCAAGCGAUUAGCAGUCAUGGUCUGGCCGCGACGCAUGCUCACAAUGAAGCCAGCGUGAGAGUCUCCUCUUGCGCCUGCAAGCUAGACAAGAAAUUCGAGCAAGCAGACAAAGAAAAGCGCUGGAAUAGCGAGUGUGGUCACGGUUUGGAUCACCGGAAUCGAGAGGACGGGAGAGAUCCGUCACGGUGCAAAGCUUAAUUUGCUCCGCGACACUGCACCGUUGCUGCGCUUCCGCACGGUGAUAGGUAUUUUGCCCAUUAGGUCUGUUAGUCACCCUCGCUCGCCCUCCAGUUUGAUCGACACCGGCCCCGUUUCCACGCAAGAUGAAGCUGCAAGUUGUCAGCAAGCAGCAUGCCGAGUCGCUCGCUUCCUUCUCGGGCAUGCCCUUCGGGCAGAACGGCGCCGGUACGGCGCUCACAGCCGGCAGCGUCAUGACAGCGCCACCGGCUGACUUGCAGCUCGACCCAGACUCUUCCUCUAACAAUAUCAGUCUGGGAGCGAUCGUGAAAUUCCGUUCGAACCGGGGCAGUGCAAUGACCCAGGCCAAUGUGCAGGUACGCACCGCUUCUACCUCUCGUGUCGCAUCGACCCUUUCUGGGGCUACAGCCGUAACACGCGGUAAGCUCGGUGCAGCAACAGCUGGUCCCAAAGUCAUGGCCUCCCGCGCAACUGUCAGCUUCCCACAGCUGGCAAGUAGUGAAGCAUUUGUUGCGCGGUUAUGCUCGGACAUUGACGCGCUGUUAGGGGACUUUGAGCGCAAAUGGGCCACCGUCGUACAGGGAGAAGAGCAUGCCGAGCGCAUGGGAUUUACAGAGUGCUUUGAAGGUGUCUGGAUUCAGAAUGGCUGGAACUUUGCGCACGUUGCAGCUGGAGAAGAUCCUCUCACACGCAAGCGCUUCUUCGACGUCAUCACGCGGUCCUUCCUCGAGCGCGUGCACACGAUCCUAUCGUCUGAAAUUCGAACACAGGACCUGCUCUCUCAAUCCGACAUCCUUCAUGCUUCAGCCGCCUUCCUUGCUCUAUACAUCUUUUGGGCAACGUGCCCGCCGAGCAUAGACAGCACCAUCACUACGCUGCUUGAACCUCCCUCUUUAUCCGUUAGUUCGGGCCACGACCAAGAAUUAGAUGCUAACGUGGACGCACGGAUAUGGAAGGACAGAAUAGGACAAGGAUGGAAAAUCCAGAUCGAAGCGGACAUCUUGAGCGAGCUAGAACGAUUGCCACAGCUAGCUCGUGCGGUGGCUCCGCAUCGCACACGUCGAGGUCGGUUGGGUGAGGCCGCUGCUCAGCAACCUUUUAGCCCCAAGCGCGGACAGACACGCCAGCUAGAAUUCUCCCCCACAGCGGAGCUGCGUGCCGUUCUCGAUGUGAUGCGCGGAGGCGAUCCAAAGGUAGAUCGUGAUACGCAGCAGAAACGAACGGGCGCCUGGUACAUCUUGCCUCCCACGUCUUUUAGGACCCGCGUGCCCUCUCAUCUGCCCGACAAUAAGCUCUUGACGCAGGCACAGGCCGAUCGCGAAUCUAGGCAGUGGGCAACGCUUGUCGUUGACCGCGACGCUCGCCGUCAUGACAGCUUUAGUGCGACUGGAGGGCAACACCGCGAGAUACUUCCACGGUCUGACCAAGACGAAGAGCAUCGCGAGUCUCAGGAUGAGGCUCUUCUAUCCAACAAGCGACGCAGGAUAGGCAUGAUCACAGGCGGAACAGGCUCGAAUGUGAAAGGGCUUUCACGCUCAGAGCUCAUACGCGCAACGGUCGCCGAGCACCUAUUCAACUCGUCCUUCUGGCCGUCUGCGGGGCUGUCAUCGCCACUGUCGCCAGCGCCUGCUUGUGUCUCGCGCGUGGCCUUGGCCGGCGCGCCAGAGAUGGAGAAGCGUUUCAAAGGGGUGGGAAGCAUGCGCAUGCCAUCAACUGAGCCGAUGCUUGCUUCCUCCUUCCUAGAAUCGGCCGAGAGCUUGGUCCUUCGACCGGACGGCAUGGCAGAGCUUGCUAGGAGCAAACUUGGCCCCGAGAGAGCUUCUGGUGUCAAAGAUGUCAUGCUCUUUCUCGACAAGAUGCGAGAGGAGCAGCCUCAGAUUGCGACGACCCCAGCACCUCACGGGCUUGAGGAAGAUGGCAUAAGCGCCUUCUUGCAGGCGGCGCGGCGCGUGUACAAUGAUGAAUGAUAUACAGUCCUCAUCCGUGUCGUGAAUCUAUGAUACAAAAUGCAUUCAG
Molecule: messenger RNA, 2323 nt
Organism: Tilletiaria anomala UBC 951
Lineage: Eukaryota; Fungi; Basidiomycota; Exobasidiomycetes; Georgefischeriales; Tilletiariaceae
Exons: 2
Coding region: 433-2274 (613 amino acids)
Source: RefSeq, a predicted model, not a curated record